Mesoplodon densirostris (Blainville's beaked whale) is the source of this 1641-nucleotide messenger RNA. It is a transcript of the gene OIT3, whose product is annotated as oncoprotein induced transcript 3. The record is from RefSeq and is a predicted model, not a curated record. The transcript has 9 exons. Bases 1 to 1641 code for a protein of 546 amino acids. Gene Ontology annotation, molecular function: calcium ion binding. Lineage: Eukaryota; Metazoa; Chordata; Mammalia; Artiodactyla; Ziphiidae.
AUGCUUCAGUUCCUGCUCUUCACCUGCCUCUUCAUCACGGUAACACUUGGGUCACCAAUGGCCCUAGAUCCUUGUUCUGCUUACAUCAGUCUGAAUGAGCCGUGGAGGAACACUGACCACCAAUUUGAUGAAUCUCAAGGUUCCCCUCUGUGUGACAACAAUGUGGAUGGGGAGUGGUACCGCUUCACAGGCAUGGCAGGGGAUGCCAUGCCCACCUUCUGCAUACCAGAAAACCACUGCGGAACCCAUGCACCUGUCUGGCUCAAUGGCAGCCACCCUCUAGAAGGUGAUGGCAUUGUGCAACGCCAGGCCUGUGCAAGCUUCAGUGGGAACUGCUGCCUCUGGAACACCACGGUGGAGGUCAAGGCUUGCCCUGGAGGCUACUAUGUGUAUCGUCUGGCCAAGCCCAGCGUCUGCUUUCACGUCUACUGUGGUCAUUUUUAUGACAUCUGUGAUGAGGACUGCCACGGCAGCUGCCUGGAUACCAGUGGGUGCACGUGCUCUCCAGGAACCGUGCUAGGCCCCGACAGACAGACCUGCUUUGAUGAAAAUGAAUGUGAACAAAACAAUGGUGGCUGCAGUGAGAUCUGUGUAAACCUCAAAAAUUCAUAUCGCUGUGAGUGUGGGGUUGGCCGUGUGCUAAGAAGUGAUGGCAAGACAUGUGAAGACAUCGAAGGAUGCCACAAUAACAAUGGCGGCUGCAGCCAUUCUUGCCUUAUGUCUGAGAAGGGCUAUCAGUGUGAAUGUCCCCGGGGCUUGGUGCUGUCUGAGGAUAACCACACUUGUCAAGUCCCCGUGUUCUGCAAGUCGAACACCAUUGAAGUGAGCAUCCCCAGGGACCUGGUCGGUGGUCUGGAGCUCUUCCUAACCAACACCUCCUGCCGAGGCGUGUCCAAUGGCACCCACGUCAACAUCCUCUUCUCCCUCAAGACAUGUGGCACAGUGGUCGAUGUGGUGAACGACAAAAUCGUGGCUAGCAACCUUGUGACAGGUCUACCCAAGCAGACCCCAGGGAGCAGCGGCGACAUCAUCAUCCGAACCAGCAAACUGCUGAUCCCUGUGACGUGUGAGUUCCCGCGCCUGUACACCAUUUCCGAAGGCUACGUUCCCAACCUUCGCAACACCCCGCUGGAAAUCAUGAGCCGCAGUCACGGAAUCUUCCCUUUCACUCUGGAGAUCUUCAAGGACCAUGAGUUCGAAGAGCCUUACCGGGAAGCUCUGCCCACCCUCAAGCUGCGAGACUCCCUCUACUUUGGCAUUGAGCCCCUGGUGCACGUGAAUGGCUUAGAGAGUCUGGUGGAGAGCUGCUUUGCCACCCCUACGUCCAAGAUCGACGAGAUCCUGAAGUACUACCUCAUCCGGGAUGGCUGUGUUUCAGAUGACUCAGUAAAGCAGUACACAUCACGGGAUCACCUCGCAAAGCACUUCCAGGUCCCUGUCUUCAAGUUUGUGGGCAAAGACCACAAGGAAGUGUUCCUGCACUGCCGGGUCCUUGUCUGCGGGAUGCUGGACGAGCGUUCCCGCUGUGCCCAGGGCUGCCACCGGCGAAUGCGUCGUGAGGCAGUAGGAGGAGAGAAUGACAGUGGUCCACAGAGCCACAUACUGACAGGCGGCCCCAUCAGCAUCGACUGGGAGGGCUAG